GGAGUCGGCAAGACAGAUUUCGUCGAAAACGAUCUGCACUCGCCGGUUGGAAUUCCCCCUUAAUGGGGCUUCGGCGCGUACUAUGUGGAACAUACUGAAUAUUGUGUGUUUUUUGACGAUUUACAUCAAUGGAAAAACAGCCGUCGGGCAGUUCUAUAGACGUCUUAAAUCACGGGAGGGCCAAGCCAAUCGAUGUCCUACUCCGCGCCUAGUGUCGAGUGUUUUUAAAAAACACUGUAAGAGUUUAAUACAAUGUGAGAAUGAUAAAGGGUGCUGGAAGCCAAAGUGGAAAUGUGCGUGCCACGAACAUUGUGGCAGAGUCUGCAUAGACCCAACCUCCACGUGUUUUGAUGGAUUUUGCCAGAACGGUGGAACAUGUUCUGUUUUUCAGGGGAAAGCUAAUUGCAGUUGUCCAUCUAAUUUCACUGGGGACAAGUGUCAAAAGGAUGUGGAUGAAUGCCAAGUGAAUAGUCAAUGCAAAAAUGGUGCAACUUGUUCAAAUACUUUUGGUGGCUACAUUUGUAGUUGUAUAUUUGGCUGGGAAGGACCUGAUUGCUCCAUCAAUAAGGAUGACUGUGUGCCUACUGGAAAUACCCCCUUGUGUUUUAAUGGUGGCACGUGUGUGGAUAGAGUUGGAAAAUUUGAUUGUAUCUGUCCUCCUGGAAAAGUGGGUCCUGUGUGCCAGCAUGAUGAUGAAUGCUUUUAUGAGCCUUGUUUUGGAGAUGCUAGUUGUACAGCUUAUGCAUUUGGACAAUAUAGUUGCAAAUGUCCAAGAGGGUGGACUGGUAAGAAUUGCAGUAUUGACAUCGAUGAGUGCGACCGGAAUAUAAGGUCACCUUGUGACCAUGGUGGCACCUGCGUCAACACUCCUGGGUCUUUUACAUGCAGUUGUGUUCCUGGUUACAAAGGUGAAAGGUGUGAUGUACCUAUAGAUGAAUGCUCUUCAAAUCCUUGUAAAAACAAUGCUGUGUGCUUGGACUAUGCCAAUUAUUUUGGCUGCACAUGCCAACCUGGAUGGACAGGCACACUUUGCGAUAUUAAGAUAAAUGAAUGUGACAGCAGUCCUUGUCAACAUGGUGGUCAGUGCCAUGAUUUACUGAACAAGUACAGUUGUUCCUGCAGUCUUGGCUUUAAUGGCACUAAUUGUGAGAUUAACAUUGAUGAUUGUGCAAACCCAAAUCCUUGCAAAAAUGGAGCUACAUGCACUGAUGGUAUUGCAUCAUAAACCUGCACAUGUGCUAGUGGGUUUAGUGGACGUAACUGUGAUGUAGAUAUUGAUGACUGUUUCUCUGUACCUUGUAAACACUAUGGAACAUGUGUGGAUAGAGUGAAUGGCUACUCUUGUCAGUGCACCCCUGGUUAUACAGGAAACAAUUGUGAACACCAAGUUAAUGAAUGUGCUAGCAAUCCUUGCAUGAAUGGCGGAAGCUGCACUGAUUUGCAAAAUGGAUUCCGCUGCACCUGUCCUCAAGGCACAAGUGGAACAAGUUGUGAGCACAAUGUUGAUGAUUGUAUUGGUGUGACUUGUGGUAAUGGUGGCACAUGCAUUGAUGAACUCAACAGCUACAAAUGUGCCUGUCAUCCUGGUUUUUAUGGUGACAAAUGUGACAUGAAUACUGACGAGUGUCGCUCACAACCUUGUCAAAAUGGUGGCAUUUGUACUGAUGGUGUUGCCCAGUAUCACUGUCAGUGUCCAACUGAUUUCACAGGUCGAAGUUGUGAAACCAGAGUUGACAACUGUCUUGGAAAUCAGUGUCAAAAUGGUGCAACAUGCAUCUCGCAGCAGAAUGGCUACUCAUGUCAGUGUGCCCCUGGCUUUAGGGGACAGUUGUGCGAGGUUGACAUUGAUGAAUGUACAUGCCCCAGCCCCUGCAAACAUGGCCAGUGCAGGGAUGGUGUCAACAAAUAUGUUUGUGACUGUUACAGUGGUUACAGUGGUUCUGAAUGUAAAACCAAUAUUGAUGACUGUAAACCCAAUCCCUGUUUCCAUGGAUCAACUUGUGUUGAUAAAGUGAAUGAUUUCUCUUGUAAGUGUUCUCCUGGUUUCUCUGGGAAGAGGUGUGAGCUCCAUAUAGACGAAUGUUAUUCACAACCCUGCCAAAAUGGUGCAACUUGUGUUGAUGAGAUUGGUUCUUACAGCUGCUAUUGAAAACCAGGCUACUCUGGAAGGAACUGUGAAAGUGUGAUAAACUGGUGUCAUAAUUCUCCAUGUAAAAAUGGUGGAACAUGUAAACAAGACCCAAAUGCUCUUGAUUUUCAUUGUGAUUGUCUGACAGGAUUUAAAGGUGUUAUAUGUGACGUGGAAAACAUAACCUGCAUCAAUGCUCAGACUAAACUUACAGAUCGAAGUACUGUGUGUUUGAAUGGUGGAACUUGCAUUGAUGAUGACCAGAAUGUACAGUCCUGUUCGUGUCCUCCCGGCUUUACAGGAAGCUACUGUGAAGUCAACAUCAAUGAUUGUGCUAGUGGACCUUGUAAGAAUGGUGCCAAGUGCUUUGAUGGUGUUGCAAACUAUACCUGCAGUUGUUUGAGAGGAUUUGCAGGUGAUUACUGUGAAACAAAUAUUGAUGAUUGUGCUUUAAACCCAUGCGACAAUGGUGGCACUUGCAAUGAUCUUGUAGAUGAUUACAUCUGUUCCUGUCGUGUUGGAUAUGUUGGUAACAGAUGUGAAAGGAAUCCAGAUGAUUGCUUUCCUAACGCCUGUUUCAAUGGAGGGCAUUGUAUGGAUGGCUUGGAGAGUUUCUCCUGCCAAUGUCCUGCAGGGUAUUCAGGAGUGCGCUGUGAGGUUGACAUUGAUGAAUGUGCCUCCAAUCCAUGCUCUGCACUUGGGACUGAAAAAUGUUAUUCCUUGCCUAAUAAUGAUUACAGUUGUAAGUGCAGGUUGGGAUUUCUUGGUAAGAAUUGUGACAUUAAUAUCAAUGAAUGUUUGUCAUAUCCCUGUCAAAAUGGAGCUGAAUGUAAAGAUGGGGCUGGAAAACAUACCUGCCUCUGCCAGCAGGGAUAUUCAGGGCUAAACUGUGAACGCCGUGUUUACUCAUGUUCAGACGAUCCUUGUCUGAACAGCGGCAACUGUUUGACGCAUGUAAAUGGCAGUUUUUCCUGUGCUUGUGUGGAUGGAGUGAAAGGAAGAAGCUGUGAGUGGAAUCCGGACGAGUGUCUUUCAGCGCCUUGUCAGAAUGGAGGAAGGUGUGUGGAUUUGUUGGAUAACUACGAGUGCAGGUGUCCUCUGGGAUAUUCUGGAAGAAACUGUGAACAGGAGAUUGAUGAAUGUCAAAGCAAUCCAUGCGUGCAUAAUGGCACAUGUGAAAAUAAGAUGGGUCACUACAGGUGCAAGUGUCCAGUUGGGUUUAAAGGGACCAACUGCGAAGAAGAGAUGUGCCCCUAUUCAUACUGUAAAAAAACAUUUGUACCGGGAGGGACUUGUAACGGAAGUUGCAACAUUCAGUCUUGCAACUGGGACGGGACUGUUUGUUCCCUUGGAAUAAAACCUUGGGCGAACUGCUCUGCAGUUACAGCUAGUGGAGAAUUCUGCUACCAAGUAUUCAAAAAUGGCAAAUGCGACAAGCAUUGCAACAAAGCUGAAUGCCUUUUUGACGGAUUUGACUGCAACGCACCCAAGGACGAAUGCAGCAAUGAUGAUUAUUGCAAGCCACGCUUUGAGAAUGCAAAAUGCGAUCAUGUGUGCAACAAUGAAGCUUGUUUGAAGGAUGGCCUGGACUGCGACACUGGAAAGCCGGAACCGGGCGAAGGGACGCUUAUACUUGUGUUGCUGGUGCCUCCAGAGGUUUUCCGCAAUGGCUCAAGAAUAUUCAUGAGAGACCUUUCUGCGGUUUUGCAUACCAUUGCAUUUAUUAAGCGUCAAGGAAACGAGGAGAUGAUCUAUCCCGUUCGACUUGGAAUGCGUAAACGCCGCCAAGUUUUUCGUCUGCGUGUUGUUCGAGCAGCAGAAGGAACAGGGACGAAAGUGCAUGUACAACUUGAUCAAAGAGGUUGCACAGGGUCGGCGUGUAUCUCUACAGCCAGCGAAGCGGCCCGUUACCUUGGUGCGUUAAAGUCGUCUAACAAGCUGGAUCUACCCUAUCCUUUGUACAGAGUUGAAGUGGAGGACACCCCCAGUACUCCAACAACAACUGAACCUUCGACGGGGCUGUCACCACUUUAUAUCGCAAUGCUGUGUGUAGGAAUCCCACUGCUUAUUGUGGGAGUGUUGGCGGGUGCUAAGAGAGUAUACGCUAAGCUUUGGGUACCAGAGGGCUUUCCAAGACACCGGCCCAGGCGUCAGCCCUCCACCAGACGUGAUCCUGUGGGGCAGGAAGUCUCCAUGAGAUCGAUAAGCAAGAGUUCGUCAGAAGUUGACGAGGAAGGCGCAUUCGCCGAUGGCGAGAGUAGCCGGUCAGACCUGACUCCCCCCAGAGAAUCUAAACGCGUCAAGCUGGACAAUGGAGAAGACUCGCGCAAGUGGACUACUCUCCACAAGCAGGCGGCAGACGUUCGCAAUUGCGCGCUGGCUCUGACUCCACCUCAGGAGGGAAGUGGCGAAAGAGGGGCACCGGGCGUAGACGUGGAUGCCAGAGGCCCCGGUGGAAUGACAGCUCUUCACUUGGCCGCCUGCCGUGGAACCUACGGUGAUGGCAGCAGCCUCGAUGAUGACAAAGACAGCGAUGACAGUGGAGGGGCCAUAACGUCGGAUUUGCUAUCUCUAGGGGCAAACUAUGGUUCCAAGACGGACCUGGGGGAGACGCCGCUUCAUCUUGCUGCCCGGCACUCAAGGGCGGAUGUGGCUAAACGUCUGUUGGACUACGGAGCAGAUGCGAACGCACGUGACCGCCUCAACCGCACGCCCCUCCAUUUGGCCAUCGGAGCUGAUGCCCAAGGUGUUUUCCAGAUCUUGUUACGGAAUCGUGCCACAGAUCUGGAAGCCCGAAUGGACGAUGGUACCACCCCGCUUAUCCUUGCCGCAAGACAUGAUCUUCUAGAGCAGGUGCGGCACCUCAUCAAAGCCGGAGUCAAGGUUAACAGCGCUGACAAUCAAGGAAAAACCGCCUUGCAUUGGGCUGCUUCAGUGAACAGCUUAGAAGUCACCAAAGAGCUGCUAAGAAAUGGCGCUAAGAAAGAUGCGCAAGACGAAAAGGGUCAGACACCGUUGUUCCUGGGUUGUCGUGAAGGAAGCGUACAGACCGUGAGACAUCUUUUAGUGAAUUAUGCCAACAGGAAAGUCGCCGAUUCUAUGGAUAUGACACCUGAGGAUAUCGCUAAACAAAGACAUCAUCACGACAUUGUUGAAUUACUAACAGAUUGGUCACUUGGGUGUAACUCGCCCAAGGCAGUUCCGGCCCCUACUUCACCCCCCGAGGGGCAAAAAUCACCCAUGGUUAGUUUAGCAUCUCCUCUGGCAACAUCGCCACCAGCUGUCGAGAUUCCCAAUAGCAGCGCUGCAGCCAUGGUACAACAAUUCCACGCGGCGCGUCCAAAGACGACAGGGAGCAGAACGCCUGGAUCGAGACCCAGGCCGAGCGCAACCGGAAAUAAUAAUAACAAUAAUGCAAAGAGGAAGCGCAAGAAGGCGCGGCCGGACGAGGAAGUGCAGCCGGCCAUGAGUGUCGUCCCGACGCUCUCGCCUCCGGGGUCCAUGCAUGUUGUAACGUCCUGCGCAGCUGGGCAGCAGCAGCAACAGGCGUUUUCGCCAAAUUGUGUGCCCAUCACGAACGGACUCUCGCCGUUAGGUAGUAUUUCUCCCGGCAUAUCUCCCGCGGAUUCAACUACGCUAUCACCGCUUCAAGCUCCAAACUCUUUGGAUGCACAACCGCCUUCACCGCUAGAAAUAUUAUCUCCCGAGGACCUAGCAGGGUUGGAAGGGGCUGAAAUGUUAUCUCCCGAUUACCUAGCAGGGUUGGAAGGGGUUGAAAUUGAUUGGGAUUCGAUUGAUCUCGAUGAUCCUACGGAUAUGUCCAUAUGCGGGUUUCCCAUGAAUACAUCAUUAGGGCAAGCGACCACUAUGGACCACACCGUACCCACUACAUCAGACUGUCGGUACAUACCCAGUGCGGCACCUGUCAGGCCGUCAGAGGGUCAAAGACUCUACUCGGUGCAUAGCACGCCAGACUUACAUUGCGGCGGUCUGCAGCCUCCUGAUUCUCGACCUUUAGUCUUUAAGGGAAGAACCUGUCAUUCGGCGCAAAAGGCGCCUCCACCGCUCUCCCAACAGGCCGCAUUUCAUGCUAUUACUAACUCCAACAUGUAUACCCACGGCGGUGGCGGAUUAGGAAGCGUCCUGCCGUUUAGGAAAGACUAUCAAAAUGACGAUUAUUCGAUGCAUCAUCAACAAUUGCAUCAUUUGCCUCAUCAGCUUGUAUUUCCGGCCGAUGAAAUGCUUCCUGCACAUACACAAUUGCGGCUUUUGAACAAUUACGACUCUUCGCCUCAGAAGUAUUUAUCGUCUUUCCCGACUCCCUCACCUGAUUCGCCAGGAGACUGUUCAUCUUCGUCAUCAUCGUCUUCAUGCUAACCAUUUGAUUUGUGCCAUCUUCGAAUUGUUUAUCAUGACCUGACAGUUUAAUGUCACCUUGAGAGUCGUCACAAUACAUGCUACGCUCAGUUAUUUCUACUUCAUUCUUGGUUUAUUAAUCACUAAGCGUAUUUAUUUAUUUGUAUAAAAAUGACUGUGAAAUUUGCCGAUAGUCGUAAGUCAGUCUGGCUCUGUACAGAAUAUCACGCAAUGUUUCGUGAGAAGCGUUGCGUGACGCCCCACGACAAUUUGUCACGAAGACCCAAACAAGCAAGAAAUCUUCUUUUGUUACUGAUAGAGAAAAGAUAGGUGAUGUUUUUUUUUUUUUUGGCUUGCCAGUGUGAGUCGGGGCUUAUUAUCGAACGAGAUUGACAAAGGGGUACGGCCACUGAUACUUUAGUAAGUUAAGUGGCGUGCGAUGUGGUUCACGUUUCACCCUCUGAAGAGAACUUAAAUUGUGUAACGAUGAAUAAGUAAGUUUGGUAAAACUGUUGUUUUUUAGGUAUGCAUCAUAAUGUUACAAGUCGUGUCGAGUUAUUUAUUAAGCAGUUAACGUUGUAGUUAUUAUUAUAAAUAGUCACUCAACUGUGUUUUGGGUGGCCAACUCGGGGUGGGAGGGGGGGGGGAUAAAUCGACAAUCGAGGCUUUUUAAACAUACGAUAAAAUUUUUCUAGAAUGAACAGUUUUAAAGUUCUUAUCUUACCAGAGGUUGUGUCCAGUCGGUUGAAUUUUCAUUGGGUUUUGUAAGAUAUAAGUUAAGGAAUGAUAUUUGGUAUGGUAUGACCGCAAUAGUAAUUUAAACGCGGGAAGGAUUGCAGUACAUCGAUACACUGCAUAUUUGAAGGCGAAGCGAAUGGUGAUCACUGCGUUUUUUUUAAAAAAAAAAUGCAAUUGAUGUAUAGUCGAAUAAUUGAAUUUCAUGUAGGAACAAAACACAGAGCUAUAGAAAAGUUUAAUAUAUUUUUAAGAUGUAAAUUAGGGAGAACGUACCAAACUGUAAAUACAUUUUUUGUAUAUUGAAAACAUUUAUGCCCCUUGUACCGGACACACUCAGUUCAAUCAACACACCGAAAACAUUUGAGUUCCUAAUACUUAAGUGAAGGGUCCUUUGAUAAGGUUCCGUGAUUGUUUUAGCCCGACUAGAAGCUUCGGUAAUCCCGUAUAUUAUUUUUAUAACUUCUUUUCUGGAAAUCAUUUAGUUACAGAAACUAUGUUAUCAACGAUAAAGACUAUUUUGGGACGGAAAACAAUAAUAAACCUUGAAUUGCGAUUGAGAGCAGA
Messenger RNA from Stylophora pistillata, 7786 nucleotides. RefSeq lists its product as uncharacterized. NCBI's taxonomy places the organism in Eukaryota, Metazoa, Cnidaria, Anthozoa, Scleractinia, Pocilloporidae. Gene Ontology annotation, biological process: multicellular organism development; axon guidance; regulation of developmental process. Gene Ontology annotation, molecular function: calcium ion binding; protein binding. The record is from RefSeq and is a predicted model, not a curated record. Gene Ontology annotation, cellular component: signaling receptor complex; plasma membrane; cell surface.